This is a messenger RNA of Melanotaenia boesemani (Boeseman's rainbowfish), 4284 nucleotides long. RefSeq names its product BAR/IMD domain containing adaptor protein 2b (gene baiap2b). The record is from RefSeq and is a predicted model, not a curated record. The transcript has 16 exons. Gene Ontology annotation, molecular function: cytoskeletal adaptor activity; protein binding. Bases 269 to 1888 code for a protein of 539 amino acids. NCBI's taxonomy places the organism in Eukaryota, Metazoa, Chordata, Actinopteri, Atheriniformes, Melanotaeniidae. Gene Ontology annotation, cellular component: nucleoplasm; cytosol. Gene Ontology annotation, biological process: actin crosslink formation; actin filament bundle assembly; positive regulation of actin filament polymerization.
GCACCUGAAGGCAGCACCCUCCCUCUCGCGGUGAGUCCGCCUCUGCGCUCCAACCGAGAGGCACCGACUGGCUGCGUGGGGGAGCCGGUGUGGGCGCAGAGAGGAGGACUUUCCUAUAAAAGCUGGGCUCCCGCGGCCAGACGCGCUCGUGCCUCUUCGUCAGCCGCCGCCGACUGUUGAAACGUUUCAUUUUUCUCCGCUGCAGUUUGGAAAAUUCCCCCCAUUCAUCACCACCAUCAUCAUCCUCAUCCGAAAGGAAAUUCCGUCUAUGGUUUUGCCCUACGCUCCAACAAGGAUGUCCCGAACCGACGAGGUGCACCGCAUAACGGAGAAUGUUUACAAGUCCAUCAUGGAGCAGUUCAACCCGUGCUUACGGAACUUCAUAGCCAUGGCGAAGAGCUACGAGAAGGCGCUCAACAGUGUCACAUUUGCUGCAAAGGGCUACUUCGACGCUCUGGUGCGGAUGGGCGAGAUGGCCAGCGAAAGCCAAGGCUCUAAGGAUCUUGAAGAGGCAGCAUGGGAGGUGCUCUUUCAGAUGGCUGAAGUGCACAGACAGAUCCAGAUCCAGCUUGAGGAGAUGCUCAAGUCUUUCCACAACGAGCUGCUCACAGAGCUGGAGAAGAAGGUGGAGCUGGAUGCUCGCUACCUGAACGCGGCGCUGAAGAAGUACCAGAUGGAGCACAAGAGCAAAGGGGAGAGUCUGGAGAAGUGCCAGGCCGAGCUGAAGAAGCUGCGCAGGAAGAGCCAGAGCAGCAAACAUCCAUCCAAGUACGGAGACAAGGAGAUGCAGUAUGUGGAAGCCAUCAGCAAUAAGCAGAGCGAGCUGGACAGCUACAUAGCUGAGGGCUACAAGAACGCUCUGUCUGAGGAGAGGAGGAGGUACUGCUUCCUGGUGGACCGUCAGUGCGCCGUGGCCAAGAACAGCAGUGCCUACCACGGAAAGGGGAAGGAGCUUUUAUCCCAGAAAAUUCCAGUGUGGCAGCAGGCGUGUGCCGAACCCAACAAGCUCCCAGACCGUGCCAUGUUCCUGGCCCAGCAGAUGAUCGGUGCAGUGGGCACCCUGCCUCCUGGUGCUCAUCACCCCGGCAUCUCUGAGCCCAUCUCCGGUGCUAAACCCCUGCCGGUGCCUCCAGAGCUGGCAGCCCUCAGGGCCAGCGGGGCCAUGGGACAGCAGAGGCUGAUGGGCGGUGUGGAAGGAGGGAUGUCUGUGAUGAACGGUGCAGCCGGGGGAGAGGACUACCAGCAGUGGAUGGAGGGCAAAGUUGCUCAGGGCAAAGCCUCACCGCAGACCCAGAGACAUGGAGCGGAGGUCUAUUCCAACACCCUGCCUGUGCGCAAGGUCGCCCCCGCCAAGAGCAAGGCCACACUGAUGGAGACCCGUACGCUGCCCCGGUCCAGCUCCAUGGCAGCAGGUCUGGAGAGAAACGGAAGAACUCGAGUCCAGGCCAUCUUCUCCCACGCAGCCGGGGACAACAGCACCCUGCUCAGCUUCGCCGAGGGCGAUGUGAUAACCCUGCUGGUGCCCGAGGCCCGCGACGGCUGGCACUACGGAGAGAGCGAGAAGACCAGGAUGCGUGGCUGGUUUCCUUUCUCAUACACUCGGGUAAUCUCUGACAGUGAUGGAGACACCAUGAGGCACCUUCGAGUACACAACCUCCAUCAUGGGAAAAGCAGCAGCACAGGUAACCUUUUGGAGAGAGAAGACAUGAGUCUCCCCGUCCCUGAUUAUGGCAUCCACUCCCGAAUGUCUGCUCAGAGCGCCGCCGCACUGCACAGCAGACAACAGCGCCCCUACAGCAUGGCCGUCCCGGGCUUCUCGCAGCCGGGAAUCGAAGAGUACGAACCCCGCUUCCCCACAAGCACAGGGCCUGAUUACGCCCGCUUUUGAGCGACCAAAACGCAUCAGAUCUACCCAGCGAGCCAACUGUGGAAGCUCCAGCCAAACCACCCCUUUCUGAUGAUGAGGAGGACCUGGAGGAGGAGCAGCUGGAUGAAGCUCAGUAUGACUCUUUGGAGAAGGCCUCAACCACCACAGAGGACUUCUGAGCUCCUUCAGUUUAGUCCAGCUGCAGUUCAAAGUUUAAUCUUUAAUUCCUUUUUAACUACAGCUUCACUGUCUGAGAAUGAACACAUGACCAGUUAAUGAAGUCGUCAUUACAGCUCCUGUAAAGAGAAACGUGUCUUAGAAGAGAGAUGAUGUAUAAAUAACUAGAACUGGUUUAUUUUGGAAGGAUUUUCCUCUGAACUGUUUGUGUAGCAGCAUGUGGGCACAUUUUGUUUAAAACAGGAGAUUUUUUUCCACUGUUCUGUGUUUCAAAACAUGCAAACAGCAUAAGGUGUGCAAGAUUCAAGAUGAAAGCAUGAAUUUAAUCACCUCUCAUUGGCUGAUGACUGGCCUGAACACCGAACCCCCCCCCCCCCUGUCUUUCUAUAAAAGGGCUUUGAUGUCAGGUCAGGUGUUCCACCAUAGCCUCACCUCUGAAAACGCCGCUUCCCCCAGGAAAACAACACAAUCUGGUUGUAGGGGCAUCUGUCAUUGGCGCUGUAGUGAUCACACAGAAAGCAGGAAGAAAAAAAAUACACUCUAACGCAUCAGAAGCAAACCAUGUAUAUCUGAUAAGCACAGAGGUUGUAGUUCUGGAUGUUUAGAUCAUCACAUCCUGGCAGGAAAUCACAGCCUUGCAGGUGUUUUUUCUUCUUUUUUCAUUGAUAUUAUUGCCUACAGAUUUCUCUGAUUCAUGCACUUUUAUGACCUUAAAGCAACAUUAAUAACAGUGGACAUAAAUGGAACUGAUUUCACGUUUUUGUUAAUGUUAAUAUAAUUCUGAUCUGUUGUUGCAUUGACAUGGGUUCAGAGCUCAUUCAGAUGACAAAUCAUCUUUCUCUUGGAUUGUGUUUAUUUAGGAUCUGAUAAGAAGCAUCUCUUAGAUUUUUGGCCAGCACAAAGCGCUCAUGCAGCUGCUGAUUAUGGAGAAACUGAAGUAUGGAGCUAUGUUGGGGACAAAAGUUUUCUAACCAGUGUUGACAUAUUUCACCCUUUUGCCCACCUCAAAUGUAGUACCCUCCUUUGACAUUUGUUGUAAAAAAAAUAAUAAAAUAAAAAUCCAUAAUAAAAUAAAAUCCAUGCACAAAAAGGCUAGAAAAUCAGCUUUUUUUAAAUGAAUCAUUUAAACAACUUCAGACCUGUUCAAAACUACCAAAUAUUAAAUAUUUUUUUUCUAUUUUAAUCCUUUAAAUGACUUUAUUUAAAGUAUUCCAUUUAAAAUUUAACAAAAACUGAACUAUUUUCCAUUUGAUAAAUAGUAGGGGGUGAUCAGACGGCUCCAUGAUAUAACUGACAAAAUACCAGAAUUCCUUGCAUCGGCCAUAAAUGGGAAAAUAGUUUAAUCUGGUGAAAUCUAAUAAUGUAAAAAAUCUUUCUUCCAAAUGCUCAAAUUAAAGAGUGAGUGGUUUUAAAAUGUAAUGACUGAGAUUAAAAUAUGUAAUUUUAAUGUAAGUCAAUGGGACUUUUUUGGCCAUGAAGACCACUAGUGGGAGUAUCUGAGACUCCAUAAAAAAUACUAAUGAAAUUCAACCAAUUUUGCUGCUAAUAUUUGACAUAUUAAAGACUCUUUUUACCACCGAAGAGUCAUCCUCCUAAUAUUUAUAUGGUAAAUAAUUUGUAAUAAAUAAUUCAAAUAAUCAGGCUAGCAUUUAAAGGGCAAAAUAAUCCAGCAAUCUGAUUUUAAUUCAACACAAUUUCCCUUGUGCUGCAUGGCGUCCCUACUUUCUCCAAAUGUUCUGUUUUCAACACAAAAUUGCCAGAAAAAUCUUUAUAUUGAAGUGCAGAAAGUUUGCUAAAGUUUACAUUUUAAAAAGCAUUAACAGCACACCUUCCCAUUUUACCGACACUAAUUUCUGCUCAGAAUGAGGCCGCUUUGGAAAUUUAAAUUUAGUGUUAAUCUGAUGCUGUCAUUUGUUUUCAUGUAAUUUUCAAAGCUGUGCAAACCACAAAUUAGGUUAAAACAUUUCGCCUUCAGCACUGUCUGAUGACUAUCAGUAUAAUUAUGGUGCUUUUUCUAACAUUUGAGAUCAUUCUUUAAUUUUGCUGCCUUUUCAUUGGCAUUGGUCCUGUCUGUGUCACAGUCCACCAAAGGUUUGGGAAGUUGGAAGUCACGAGACAUGCUAAAUAAUGUUUUAACAGCAUUUUAAAGAUUUUCCAAACCAAAACGUUAGUAAGGAUGCAGCUGGAUGGAGCCUGGGAUAGUUUUUUUUUUUUUUUUCUUUGGCUUAGCUUUGAUUUAA